UUUCUGCUGCUAUGUUCAGAGUCGUUUCUGUUCAUUCAAGAAAUUGAAAUGCGUAGACGAUGUGUCACAGAAGAAUUGUUCAAUACUUAAUUAAUUAGAAAUUAAGGAUUUCAUUCUGUUCUCUCAAGAAUAUCGUGAAAAUUCUUAUUGUCCGAAAAAUGGCACUAACCAACGUCUUACUUCUGAGCCAAAUUUCUGGAUACGUCGUGGCUCUCGUCUUGUCACUUUGUAUCGUCAUACCAAUGAGCUUGCAUCAGGAUGAAUUUAGAGGACACUGUCUACUAUUUUCGACAGGAAAGUGGCAAGAGUCAGACGGUCAGAUUGUAGUAAACUGGGCUUCGCAAGCUUAUUGUAAUUAUACUAUAUUCGUUGGUUUACUAUUGCUGCUAGUGUCUGCUGUACAGAUCUACAGACUUUCUCUAUACAUGUACCGUGGCGAAGACAGUUCUUUUUUAUCAGCAUUCAUAGAUGUUGUCAGUUCGAUAUUUCUCACAAUGUUCACGUUAAUCGCUGCGAUUAUUAUCACUCUUGGAUUUAUGACUUGGUGUCAGUGUAUGACAAAACGAUUCCCCUCUUGUGAGUUGGCAGCUGGAAAUGAUAUCGAUAAAGCUGAUGGUAUAGACACAUCUGGUUUUCAUAUUGAACUGGGUGCCGCUCAAUUUGGUGCUUGGUCCAGUUUGUCUAUUUGGGUUGGCCUCUCAGUGUUUGCUGUGUUGAAGCUGUUAAGGUACCACCAGUUAGAGAACAUGAAGGUUUCUAUGUACAGGGAAAGGCAAAGAUUAAUAGAAGCUGCCAAGAAUAAUGAGGUACAGGAUAUAUCUUAAAAUGGCAUUCUUUAUAUCCCCGAUUAAUCUGCUCCUUGAAAAGAAUCAUUUGUAUCAUACGACAGUUUUUUAAACGCACACUGUAUAAUUGUAUAAUAUAACUCUUAAGUUAUUAAGAUGAUAAAUGAUUGUAUUUAUGACGAAAGUAGUUACGAUAUGUCGACACGUUUUGUCUUUAUACAUAUCGAGGCCGUAUUAUGUUACAACUUGUAGUUUUCGUAAUUAUUCAAGCUCGAUGUACGAUAAUAAUUUAUGAUUUUUCUUAAUACCGCUUAAUUUAGACGACAUUAAUGAUUUGUUAAACCAAAUAUAUUUUAUUCCUGCAUUA
This is a messenger RNA of Ceratina calcarata, 1152 nucleotides long. Its product is annotated as transmembrane protein 179. The record is from RefSeq and is a predicted model, not a curated record. Lineage: Eukaryota; Metazoa; Arthropoda; Insecta; Hymenoptera; Apidae. The transcript is spliced from 2 exons. The coding region runs from base 159 to 824 and encodes 221 amino acids.